AUGGCCACAUCCUCUGCAGACCGCAGUAAGCUGCAAUCCAGCAUGUUCAUCUUCGUCAUCGGAGAGGGAAAGACCGAGUUUCGCGUCCACGGCAAGAAUAUUUUAGUGCUGUCCAAGCCUCUUGAUGCUUUGCUGGCCAGAGAGAUGAAGGAAGCCCAGGACUGUCGAAUCGAGUGGCCCGAUGUCGAUGAGGGCACCUUCGUUCGCUUCAGUCAGUGGAUAUCCACACAAGAUUACGAUCCAGCAGAGCCUGUCACCGAGACCGAGGACGUCAAUGCCGGUUAUCUUUCUGCCUUGCUACCAUUGUACGUGGUAGGCGACAAGUGGCUCAUCCCCAAGCUAAAGCAGCUCACUCUACACCGAUUGUACGCUACACUCCGGGACUUCACUCUGUACCCCAACCGUGUUGAAGACCUCUGCGUCCUCGCUACAUAUGUUUUCGAUCAUACGGUACCAGGCGACGAGAUGAGGGAUUUGAUCGUCAUGUAUUUCGCUUGUGUCAUCGACCAAGUAAUCGAAUGUGACGACGUGGCGACAAUCGUGGAUGGAAUCCCCGGUUUCGCUUUCCAGCUGAUCAAGAAGAUGGCCAGUAAACCUAAGUCACUACUCCGGGGCUCCUGA
Diaporthe amygdali is the source of this 621-nucleotide messenger RNA. RefSeq lists its product as uncharacterized. The transcript has 3 exons. Lineage: Eukaryota; Fungi; Ascomycota; Sordariomycetes; Diaporthales; Diaporthaceae. The coding region runs from base 1 to 621 and encodes 206 amino acids. The record is from RefSeq and is a predicted model, not a curated record.